AUGAAUAACGGGAGUAAACAAUUCCUUCGCUUCGCCCGCUUUGUGUCCGAUAUUCACAUAUUUCUUGUAGAGAUCAAUAGACUGUUCAUAAUCGGGUCGAACAACACUCAGACCCGCUUUCGGGUCCUGAAGAUCGACAGAACCGAAGCUAAAGAGUUGAAUGUAAUCGACGAUAAGCUGGAGUACAAUCAGCUGGAGAUCAGGGAACUUCUGGUGAUGGUAGACGUGGGCAACCGGUCCUCAAAGUCGAGCAAUCACUACGGCCUCAACCGAACCAUCUCUGCCUUUGGUAUCGUAGGGUUUGUCCGCUUUCUGGAGGGAUAUUAUCUGAUUCUCAUAACGAAGCGCCGAAGAGUCGCCCAAUUGGGUCACCACUCCAUCUAUAAGAUAGAGGACACGCAUAUGGUGUACAUCCCAUCAGAAGUGGACAAAUCAAACCACGAAGAACUCAAAUAUUAUAAGCUGUUCCAAAACGUGGACCUUUCGUCUAACUUUUACUUCAGCUAUUCAUACGAUUUGAGUCAUACAUUGCAGUACAAUAUCGGACAGACAUAUCUUCACAACCAUUCCGGCACUAAUUGUGAACACGAUUUGUCCGAAACACACACUCUUUGGGAGAGGAAUAACAGUGACUGUUGUGACGGGUCGGCGACCGAAGAGUCUAGUAAUGACCGCAAAUAUGAGUUGCAUUCGGGAGGCGUCCGCACGAAACCCAACUAUAAGUUCGUAUGGAAUGAGUAUUUGCUUCAAUCGCUUGAUUUACAUCCGGAUUGGAUUCUUCACAUCUGUCAUGGAUUUGUCGCUCAGAACAACAUCUGUUAUUUGCUUCAAUCGCUUGAUUUACAUCCGGAUUGGAUUCUUCACAUCUGUCAUGGAUUUGUCGCUCAGAACAACAUCUGUGUCUUCGGCCGACCCAUACAUUUGACUCUAAUCGCCAAACGGUCCAAGAAGUUCGCCGGCACUCGCUUUCUGAAACGGGGCGGCAAUUGCGAGGGCGAUGUGGCCAACGAUGUGAUCACCGAACAGAUAGUACACGACGCCAGUGUGUCCUCCUUUUCCGACGGCUUCUACACGUCGUUCGUGCAAAUGCGAGGUUCGGUUCCCUCCUAUUGGUCGCAAGACAUCUCUAAAAUGGUUCCCAAACCGGCCAUUCAGUUGGAUAUAAUGGAUCCGUACUAUGCGAUGGCCGGCCGUCACUUCAAUCAACUGCUCUAUACAUACGGUUCGCCGAUAAUUAUCUUAAAUCUGGUGAAACGACGCGAACAGAAGCCACACGAGAGUGUGUUAAGCAAUGAAUUCAUGAAUGCAGUCAACUAUUUGAACCAAUUUCUGCCGCCCAAACACCAAAUCGAUUACAUCGGCUUCGAUAUGGCGAGGAUUAACAAACUCAAAGACGCUAACGUUAUGACCAGAUUGGCUGAGAUCGCGUACUAUACGCUCAAACAGACGGGCAUUUUCCAGAGCAAAGGCACGUGUCUUAACCAACAACAACCCGACUGCGAGGCGUUUAUUCAACGCGAUCGACGCACACUCGGCGGGUAUCGAUUGCCCUGCGGUCGCACUCUGCAGACGGGUAUCGUUCGCGUGAAUUGUGUGGACUGUUUGGACCGAACCAAUACGGCUCAGUUCGCUUUGGGUAAAGUGGCGCUCGCUUUUCAACUCUAUUCGCUGGGAAUACUGCCCAAACCGGACCUGGAGUUCGAGUCGGACACCGUUCGCAUGUUGGAAGAGCUAUACGAAGAUCACGGCGACACUCUGGCCCUACAGUACGGCGGCUCACAACUGGUCCACCGAAUCAAGACCUACCGAAAGAUAGCGCUCCUCUCUUCCCAUUCACGCGAUAUAAUGCAAACCCUUUCCCGUUAUUACAGUAACGCCUUUUCGGACGCAGAGAAGCAGAAUGUGAUGAACUUAUUUCUCGGCGUUUUUAAGCCAGCAAAGGGUGCGUCCAUUUGGGACUUGUAUACAGACUUUUAUUUGCAUAAUUCGUUGGCCGCCGGCAGACAACUGGCCGGAAGUCAUACAAAGCAAUACACUAAAUGGUGGUCCGACGAAGUGGUCAAAUGUCUGCCGCGAUCUGCCCUUGAAAUAAACAAAGGAAGUCCUGAUUCUCUUAUAUGUCUGACUCGAGACAAGACAAACAACGAGAGAACUGAUGGCUAUUACGAACAGUACCGGCCCUACGAAUUGACUGUCUUCACGGACACCCUAUCGUUCAACAUUCCCAACAGUUGUAAGGACUUUAUGCCCAACUUUACCGCCGAUUACAGUCCAUUCAGUGUGCGGUUAAGAGUUGGAAAGCGUCGCGAAUCGCUGAUGGGUUCGAGCGGUUCCAAACUCCCUCCGCCUCCUAACCCAUCUCUGUCGGGUCGAGCGUCCACUUCGUCGACGUCGAGCAGCGCCAGUGAAUUGGAGAGCGAUUCCGAUGACGAAGACGAGACCGCAUAUGAUUUUGUUAACUUUAAUGCUAACCAUUCAGAUAAUGAAGAUUUAACUCAAUCUCAUUGCUCGCCCACAAAGGCUGUGGAUAUUAGAUGGGAAAGUAGCCACACGUACGGCCAUAUCGUUAAGAAACCAUUUCACAAAGACAUUGAUCUCUACAAGAAAUAUGUGAAUAUCGGACACAAAGCGGGCGAAGCGAAGGAAUUGUUUACUAAUAAAACAAACAAAUUAUGUGUGAAUUCGAGUGAAUAUUCUGACACCAGUUUUUCAGUCAAACCUCCCGUUGUCUCCAAAACAAGGGAGACAGGAGUGACCACAUUAUCAAACAAUUCUUUGAAGUUUGGUAUCAAUUCAAAUGAGGACUUAUAA
This is a messenger RNA of Medioppia subpectinata, 2811 nucleotides long. The record is from the annotation of a GenBank genome assembly. NCBI's taxonomy places the organism in Eukaryota, Metazoa, Arthropoda, Arachnida, Sarcoptiformes, Oppiidae.